Molecule: messenger RNA, 303 nt
Organism: Candida dubliniensis CD36
Lineage: Eukaryota; Fungi; Ascomycota; Pichiomycetes; Serinales; Debaryomycetaceae
Exons: 1
Coding region: 1-303 (100 amino acids)
Source: RefSeq, a predicted model, not a curated record
AUGUUGUUGUUGUUGUUGUUGUUAGCUGAUUGUGUAGAAAUAAUACUACGAUAUGUUGAGUACUAUUGUGUUAUUUUAAUUGGUACAAAUCAGUUCCGGAAAAAGAUUGGUUCCGGUACGAGACGGAGAGAGAGGGAAAGAGAUUUGGCAUUAUGUUUUAGUACUACUUAUUUGUUUUAUUACCGUAGGUUAAUUGUAUUCUAUGAUUUUGAUACCAAAAGAAUUGAUUCAAUAAUUUUGUCCUUUCAACCUUUAUCUUGCUUCAUGUUAUGGCUUGUCUUGAGACACUUUUUCUUUCAUUAG